GUAUAACUUUCAAAUACACUUACAAAUUUGCCUCAUAUCCCACAUCUUGUUUCCCAUAUCUCUUAUAAACAACUCAUAAGCCUUUUGUUUUUUUUGCUUUUUUUUUUCAUUUUAAAAAGUUUUUCGUUUAUCAAUAGUUGUUUUUUGUGAAAAAUAUAAAAAAAUAAGAGAAAUUAAACUAAGAAAACAUUUUUAAAAUGUUGAAUGACUUUUUCACAAAUCUACUUGUCAAUUUCAAGAAAAAAUUUCCUUGCGACAAAAUACUAGCAAGAAGAAUUCUCAAAUGUGUAAUUAAUAGCACAAUAUGUUUAAUUCUCUGUUUGAAUCCAACUGUUCGCUCAAAAUUGGGUGAUGAACCAUCAAUGCUUGCCUUAAUCUCAGUUAUGGUCCAUCCUGGAAGAAGAUUUGGUUCAAUGAUUGAAGGCAUAAUCUUUUGCACAAUUGGUUUGAUGUUUGGUAAUGCCUGGUCGAUAUUAGGCAGGUUUAUAGCCCAAAGAAUCAUUGGCUCCGAUUUCAAAGAUUUGUCUGAUGAUCAAUUGCUAUCCUCAAAUUAUACAAAUUAUCAACAAGCUUUAGUGGUUUUAUCUAUCUUUGAAAUCAUCAUGCUUUUCAUUCAUGGCUGGAUGAGAAGCGUCUUUCAUAAAUUAUUUGGUAUUGUUUUCCCUUUUUUCUUGGUUGUCCAUUUCACUUUCCUAUCCAAUUUAAAUAUCCCAGCUUUAACAAUGUUGAAGGAUUUCACUGUUCCAUUUUUUCUCGGAAUCUCAAUUGGUUUAGUUGUAAACAUUUUAAUCUUUCCUGAAUUUGGCUCAUCUUAUUUGGGCACCUCAACCAUAAAUUCACUAAAUAACUUGAAUUUUACAAUUGAUAACAUUAUUUAUUUUUUCCUUUUUUUACCAACAAGUAUUCAACAAAAUUAUGACAUUAAUAAUAAUCUAUACAUUGGCUCAAUCGACUCUCAAUCAAACUCUUUAAAUUCAUCCAAUUUAUCAAAUCUACUAUCUUUAAAUAACAAUUUCAAUAAAAAAUUAAAUGAAGUCAAUUUAGUACUCCAAGAUUCAAUUUAUGAAAUCUCUUACUCGUACAACUCCCCAUCAGAAAUUAAACCUUUAUUAAGUUAUUUAAAUAAUUUAUCAAAUUACAUUAAUACUUUAUUAAACUCCUGUCAAUUAGAAUUCUCAAUUUUUUUAAAUGCAAUAAACGACAAUCAAAACGUUGUUCCAAAUGACAAAAAAAACUCAAUUGAACCUUUAAUUGAUUUUUUAAAUCAAGUUAAAUCUCCAACUGCAAACUUACAUGCAAAAAUUAUCGAGGUUUUCCAUCUAAUUAAAAUCUCAAUCUCUUAUUCUUACGAUGUCAACCUUGAUUUAUCCACUUUUUCAAAUAUUUUAAAUAAAGACUUUAUCUCAAAUUUAAAUUUAAAGUACAAUUUUAAUGAUAAAAAAAAUAUUCAUAAUAUCGAUUUUGAAAACGAAAUUAAUGAACUACUAAGACUACUAGCUAUCUUUGAUCAAUCUUGGUCUUUAGCUUUGAAGUCCUUGAGGAUUCAUUCAAUUAAUCUGGUUGAAAAAAUUAACAUGCAAAAAAAUGACUGGUUAUUACCAAGAAAUGAGGCUUUUUUAUUAUCUUCUUUCUUACUUAAUUUUAAAGAAUUAACCAAUUCAAUUUGUUUCAUGCUAAGGGAAUCCAAGACUAUUUUAGAUAUAAGGUUAAAAAGAGAACAAAAAAAAUGGUUUUUUGGCAAAAAAAUUUGGUUAUCCUUUUUAACAAACAAAAAAAUCUUAAAAAAUUGGUUCAGUAUUCAUGACAAUCAUGUUCAAAUAAAUGAAAAUGCUAGUCUUGUUGGCGACAUUAGAGAAAGUGUAAAUGAAACUAUUCGAAGACGACCUAAAGAUCUAGAAGAAAAAUUAUUAUCGUCACUCAAAUCAAAAAGUUUUAAAGACUUUGAAUCACAAAAAAAAAUAAUCAAGUUACCCAUUUAUAAUUUAUCAAAUAAAAGUAAAACUAGUUUUCAUAUUAAUUCAGAUCAAAAACCUUCCUCAAUAGAUAAUUCAAAAUCUAUAUUAACAAUCCUCAGUGUCUUAUUAAUUAAAAAAUUUAAUAAUAAAUAUCAUCAUCACAUUUUGUUUGGAUUUCAAGUAGUCAUGGCAUUGAUGUUAGCCUCUUUUCCUAUGUUUAUUCCGGAGUCAAGACACUGGUAUGUUGAUAUUAAAGGAGCUUGGAUUGGGUUUGUUUGUAUUUUAACUUUAGAACCUUCAGUUGGUGGCACUUUUUUUGUUUUCUUUUUGAGAGGAGUUGGCUGUAUAUUAGGAGCCUUUUGGGGAUAUGUAUCCUAUGUUUCUGCAUAUAAUCAAAGAUACCCUGUGGUGGAGGUAAUUGUAACUAUUAUUGGCGCAAUUCCUGGAUUUUAUUAUUUUCUUGGAACUGCAUAUGUGAAGGCUGCAAUCAUUGGUGUUAUUUCAAUAUAUAUUGUUUUACUAUCAAGUGCUCUUCCAGGAUCAGAUGGAUCAAUUGAAAGAAAUUUUGGGUUAAGAUGUUUAGCAGUCGGUUAUGGUGGGAUCAUUGGAUUAAUUUCUAAUAUUGUAGUUUUCCCAGUUAUAGCUAAAAAUGAAAUGAUCGUUGAAUUGGCUUUUGCUAUUGGUGCAUGUGGAAAAUUGGAAUUGUUAUAUGCAUCGUCACUAGAAGGAGAAUAUACACCCAUUGCAUUAUCAGAUGAAAGAUUUGAAAAAUUUUCAAUAAUAUCUAAAGAGAUUAAAGAAUCGAUAUCUAGAGCAGAAUCAUAUAAAUCAGCAGCAAAGAGAGAGCCGGAUAAGGGAGAUUUUAAAAAAAAUGAAAAAGUGUUUACAGAGAUUAUUUUUGUGUUGAGGCAAAUUGUGUCUAGAAUGGAUAAUAUUACAAUGAUUAGAAGACAUUAUGGAUCUUCUAUUAUUGAAGGAAUCAAUGAUAUUGCAUAUCCAUAUAGAAGACAGAUUGUGGGAUCAAUCCACAAUUGUUAUAAGGCUGUUCAAUUGGCAUUAUUGACUAAACAACCAUUACCACAAUAUUUACCAAGUCCAAGAGUUGCACAUAGAAGACUUAUUAAAGUGGUCAGGGAAAAAUUAUUUAAAGAAUAUAAUAAAACAGUGUCAUCUAAGUCAAGUUCCAAUUCCAAUUCCAAUUCCAAUUUCGAUUCUGAUUCUGAUUCUGAUUCUGAUUCUGAUUCUGAUUCUGAUUCUGGUUCUGAUUCUGAUUCUGAUUCUGAUUCUGGUAAUUUACAUUUUGAAGUUAAUAAAAAGAAAAAUCCAAAUAGAAAGGGAAAUUCAAAUAGUUCAAGUGAUGAUAACAUUGGGCUAAGUAGAACAAUUGAAAAACUUAGUACAUUUCCAGGUAAUGAAGGUAUAAAUAUAUUAGAGCAGAAAUUUACUGGAUGGAGCGCUUCUAGUGCUGGAACUGUUGAAAUAAUUGAAUAUAUUGAAGAACUAAUUGAAUUAGCAAAAAUAUUAGUUGGCGUAAAUGAAUUUAAAUAUGGAUUCUUAAGUCGACCAUUAUAUGAAGAGUGGGCAAUUGAUACAAUUAUGAGUUACAAUAAUAAAUUUAAUAAUAUUGGGAACCUGGAGAAUUGUACACAAAAUGCAAGAAAACUGGAAAAGAAAUCAUUAGAGAACGAAAAAGGAAAGGAAAAGGAAGAAGAAGCAGAUGGAAUAAACAAUAGCGAUAAGAAAAUCGGAGAAGAAAAAGACGAUCAAGUGCAGUAUGGAAAUGAUAAAAAUGAAGCUAAGGAAUCAAGUAGCAGCCUGGAAGAUGAGCUGGAAAAAAACGAUAAGGUUGAUGAAGAUGAUGCGAACAUUCGAAGAUUUGAUGGGCCUGGAACUAGCCAUGCAGUCAAAGGAUUUAGAGACAGGAAAAUGAGUACUGCAUCAAUAAAUAGCGACUUCAGCACUGAUUUUGUGCAUCGUAUUUAUUCGAUUGGAGCUGGUGAUAAAAUCGGAGUUCAAAGUGAACUAUACAAAGCACCAAGCAAGAUGAGCAACACCUCAUUCUUGUCAGAAAAUGAAGACGAAAGCGAGGAAGAUAUCGAAGUUGGUGGAGACAAACAAGCUGAAAGAACUAGGAAAGAAGAUCAGACUGGAGAAAAGAGUGGUAAAAGCAAAAAAGGCCAAAGAACAGAAAAAAAAAGUGGAGAUGACCCCAAGGACGACGAGUUGCCUUUGGCUUUGCAAAGAGUGAUGACGAGAACAGCAAACUUGCGAGAGUACUAUCGCAGCUGA
Ascoidea rubescens DSM 1968 is the source of this 4244-nucleotide messenger RNA. RefSeq lists its product as uncharacterized. The record is from RefSeq and is a predicted model, not a curated record. The transcript has 3 exons. Bases 198 to 4244 code for a protein of 1348 amino acids. Lineage: Eukaryota; Fungi; Ascomycota; Saccharomycetes; Ascoideales; Ascoideaceae.